UUUGUAAAUUUGAUUGAAUGAAACCUGAGAUUCAUUUGUGCACAACCAGUUUGUAUGUAACAGAUUCUGUUGUAAAACUACAACUAGUUCUGUAGUAGAUUUUUUGUGAAAUCUUUUUAAGAAUGGGUAAAAAGAAAGAUGCACUCAACGAAUAUCCCGGAGAAGAGGAUUUCCACGGCUUCGCCCACAAGAAGCACAAAAAGCAUAAGAAACACAAGAAAAGCAAAUCCCAGCCGCGAGCGCAGGCCCAGGACGAAGGAGACGAGGACGAUUACGUCCCAGAGGAUGUGGAACAAACGGUCGAAGUGAUGGGCGAGGUUGAAUACAUGGAGGCAGACCCGGAGCCGGAGAUUAUAGCCGAAAUCGAAACAACCGACGAACCGUCCACAUCCGGCAUCGAUCCCACCCUGGCCGCGGCGUUGUCCUCCCGGGACCACCCGGGCAAAUCCUCAAUGAAGCCCGCCACGAUCGGAAAGUCGGCAAAGAAGAAAAAAGGCAAAGGUGGUCGCGACAGCGGAACGUCCAGCGAUGAGGAACGCUGGCUGGACGCGAUCGAGUCCGGCAAGCUGGAAGAGGUCGACGACGAGCUGAAAAAAAUAAAACCCAAAGAUCCGAAGCUGAUGACCGCCCGCCAGCGGGCCAUGUACGAGCGAAACACCGACAAAGAUACAACGGCGGCGCCGGAGAUACUGAUGGCCCUGCCGACCGGCUACAAAGAGAAGGUCCUCACGGCGGAAGCCAUCCAGAAGGCUCAGCUAAAGUCACAGAAGCGCAAACAGCUGGCGGACGAAAAGCGCGAAAAGGACAAGAAAAAACCAUGGAAGACUGCUCAAAAGCAAGAAUCGAAAGCGGUCAAGGCCAGCAAAAAUCGACCCGCCAAGACGACGAUCCCGAUGAUCAAGUAUGUGACGACCGCCGACAGUGCGACCAUUUCACUGCCUCCGGGAAUGGACUUUCCACUGCAGCCCCAAAUCGGAAAAGAACCGCCGAAACCGAUCCUCUGCGGCAUGCCCAACUGCUCCAAUCUCAAACGAUACAACUGCUCCAAGACAAACGUACCACUUUGCAGCUUCCGCUGCUACAAAAUGAACGUAGACUCAAUAAAACAAAUCAUUUGCUAGUUCAAAAACCUGUA
Molecule: messenger RNA, 1135 nt
Organism: Culex quinquefasciatus (southern house mosquito)
Lineage: Eukaryota; Metazoa; Arthropoda; Insecta; Diptera; Culicidae
Product: INO80 complex subunit B
Biological process (GO): chromatin remodeling
Cellular component (GO): Ino80 complex
Source: RefSeq, a predicted model, not a curated record